AUGUUUCCAACUGUCGCACUAUUCCCUCCGGUUCAGCCGCACCAUCACCUUAACCACUAUCCCGCCCAUGAUGCUCUUCACCAGCCCCCGUACGACCUGAAUGACCCGACCUUCCCCGCUCGUAAUGACCCCACUAAACCCUCCUUCAACUCCAUAUCCCGAUCGCGUCUUCAAUUACCACACCCUGUACAACGCAUCGACUCUCGCGAUUCAGCAUCUAGUUCCAACAGCUCGGCUAGGGAACAUGCCCUGCGAAGGAAGACGCCAAACGGAACCUUAGCGGCCGGUUACGAUGGCACACCUGGUGAAUCUACCAUUCAACCCGCUACAAAACACAUCCUAGUCUCGCCCAUGGACUCGAACCAGUUCCUCUCGCAGCAAGGUUUUCAGACGGAUAUCUGGCAACAAGCCACCCUCGACCCAUCGACCUCGAAACACAUGAACUUUCCUCCCAUCUUCAAGAACGAGGCAGGCAACCCGAUCGCAGCGGGGGAGGUCGUGCAGGAUGUGAACGGGACCAGCUGGGUGCGCCCUGUAAAUUACCCGCCAGGAAUCGACUCGGUCCUCAAUCAGAACCUGCCAUUGCAAGCUCCCCAGCGAAUUCUUUUUCAUAAUGGUUCCUAUAUUCCGACGGUUCUUCCAGCAAGCCUUCAACAAUGCAUGGGACCAACGGCAUCCGCUGGCACUGGCCCCUUUGGCCCAUAUUGGCCCGACGGUGCAUAUAUUCCCUACCGACCCGUGGCCUUUCGUGAGCCUCGCUUCGAAUCCCCAAGCCCAAACCCGAACGGGCAGUUCUAUGAUCUCAAUCAACCGGCUUUCAAUCAGCAGCCCCAAAUACCUAUUGGAAAUCAAAUAGAGACGGGCCUAGCAUGGGGCCAACCACAGCAUGGAAUUCCCAGUCAGGAAUCUAUGAUGAAGACUCACUUCCCUCCGCGUCACUCAGAACAGCUACCUUACCACGCCCGAGCGAGUCGACCAUUAUCAUCCUACUCGUCGAAUGCUCUCCAUAAUGAACCCAUGACAUGGAACAACAACCGACCCGCUGUACCAAGUUUUCAGGCUCCUGGACCAGCUGUGCCGGUGAAUGUAGAAUUCAAGGAGAAGAUCUUGUCUUGGGCCCAUGGUGUUUACGUCGAUCUUCUUGCAACGAUUCAUCAAGCUCGUCGGAAUAGCCUAUCGAACAGCGGGACAGACGGCCAAAACUCACGAUUCAUGAAACCCAGCAUCUACCCCAAGCCGCCUCGACAACCGGGGCUUGAUUUUUCACAGAACCCUCCUCCCUCUUCCAUCUCCCGCCAUAACAGUUACCCAUCCAGCCAGUAUGAUUUACAACGACAGAAACUCGGUCUCUUGUCAGCGAGAAUGACCGAUUCCCAUUCAAAUAAUUUACAGAGUCAGGUCCAUAAUCGACGGCCGUCAUUAAAUCAGUUUCCUCAGCAGCACCGAUCGUCAGAAUCACGGAUCCGGGAUGCUGCACGACUUGCUGCAGCACCUCAUCGUCCUGCUUCUCUUCUCAAUGAAGGGUCCCCGGUUGCGAACGGUAUAUCUGCUUUGGAAAUGCUAUCUUACUUGUGCCAUGAAAGCCAUUGGGAGUGGAUUGAUGGCAUGCUACUUGGAGGAUGCCUUGCUUAUGGACUUGGCGAUUACCAUAAAGCUUUGCGUUGGUAUUCUAGAAUUAUUGCCCGUGAUUCGACUCAUGUCGAGGCAAUAUCUAACUUGGCGGCAACUCUAUUGGCGCUUGAUCGACGUGAGGAAGCUCAGCAGAAUUGGCUGCGGGCUGUCAAACUACGUCCAAGCUUUUUUGAAGCCGUUGAACAUUUGAUAGGUCUUUUGUGUAGCAGCCAUCGAGGCAAAGAAGCGGUUCAGCUUAUUGAAUUUGUUCAAACCUCGUUGCGUCAUCCGAAAGAUGGUGACUGUUUCAAAACAGAUGAGCAUGCCAGUGAAUCGGAGAGUGAUGGAGAGAGCAAUGUCUCUGACGUGUGCAUGUACGACAAGGCAUCCUUUGAUUAUGAAGAUGACGUGGGACGUGUGCAGAACCUAAACUUGGGCUCUCCAGACGCCGCCACGCCUCUUGGCUUCGCGACUAGUGGAUAUGCUAUCCCCGGUUCAGAUAACGGGCGGAUGCUAGCGUUGAUCCAUGCCAAGGGCAAUAUGCUCUAUGCACUUGGCGAUAACGCUGGUGCUGCUGCCGCCUUUGAGGAUGCAGUCUUGAUCGCCGCUGGGAGGAGGCGGCAUGGUAUUCAAAGCCUGAUCAAGCAGAUAUUUUCUGCCUUCUCCCAGGGGUCGUCAGGCUCUGGAUACCAGCCCGAUGAGGGGAAUGAGAGUGUUCUGUUAUAUCCCGACAGAGCACUGCAGACCUCGAAGCUGGUAUUCAAGGCGGCUAAUGGCACCCCGCCCGGCCUCAAGUAUGUCUCCGAAGGCAUUUCGCGAAAUGCAGCUAUCUCAACCACGAGUAAUUCUUUGCUCUCUUUGGCAAAGAUUUACCAGGAUGGUAUGGCGACUGUGUCAUCUGGGGCACCGCGAUCCACUCCUGGCGUACGGGAUAUUUUGGCUCUUUACUACCUAUCACUCUCAUUGCAGCCGAGUCCGUCUACCGCAAAUAAUGUUGGUAUUCUGCUUGCUGGUAUUCAGAACAAUCCUCCGGCUCGAGGACUUGUGCGUCCCAAUGGUGAGAGCCAGCACCCGGAGAUCCCUGGUGUUAUCCCUGGUAGUGGCAUCUCCUUGGCUCUGGCUUAUUACAAUUAUGGAUUGCAUCUUGAUUCCCGUCAUGCGCAUCUGUAUACUAAUCUUGGUAGCCUUCUCAAGGAUAUUGGUCAAUUGCAGGCUGCUAUCAAGAUGUAUGAGCAAGCUGUCCAAUGCGACGGCAAUUUCGAUAUUGCCUUGGCCAACCUGGCGAAUGCCGUCAAGGAUGCUGGCCGAGUCAAUGAUGCAAUCACCUACUACAAACGCGCUGUCAAGGUAAAUCCAGAGUUUGCUGAGGCCGUUUGUGGUUUGGCGAAUGCUCUAAACUCGGUCUGCAACUGGGUUGGCCGAGGUGGUAUUGUGAAUGGCCGCGGGUUCCAUGAUCGAUGGCAUGUGGACGAGAAAGGUAUGCUUCGCGAUGCCCAGAGUAAUGACACUGGUGCUGGGUGGAUUAAGCGGGUUGUGGAUAUCGUUGAUCGGCAGCUUCGUGAGGGUGAAUACUGGGGUCGGGGCUUAUUGACGCAAGGCACAGCCGAGCAACUUAUUAUUCAGUUGGCGACAGCGCUGGAUUCGAAUUUGCUUUCGACCAAUCGGAGAACCUCCCUUACCAAGAUUCUUCAGUCAUGGGCUGGACAGAAAUGGGAAGGCUCUCGUAUUGUUCGACUUGUUGAAAGGGCCAUCCGGGCAAUCACAUGGCAAUGGUAUCAGGAUCGUUAUGUCCGUAGUCAAGAUUACCCUGUCACUAAGUAUCGUCGGCCUCAACUUCCAGCUGCUCUAAGCGCACCAAAUGCUCCAACCGUUCUGCCCUUUCAUACUUUCACUUGCCCUCUGUCCGCGAAGCAGAUCCGCCAGAUCUCGCAGCGCAAUGGUCUUCGAAUCUCAACUUCGACGCUUCGACUGCCUUGGCUUCCUGCCACAGUUUACCGACCUCCAGCACCGCCAAAUCCAGCUCUACGCGUUGGCUACGUGUCAUCGGACUUUAACAAUCACCCUCUAGCCCAUCUCAUGCAGUCAGUGUUUGGGUUGCACAACCCGAACAAGGUGACAGCUUACUGUUAUGCCACUACCGCGAGCGACAAAUCCGUCCACCGCCAACAGAUCGAGCUAGAAGCGCCUGUUUUCCAUGACGCGAGUGGAUGGUCUGUUGAUCGCCUGGUCCAGCAGAUUGUCGAUGAUGGCAUUCACAUUCUUAUUAACUUGAACGGCUAUACUCGAGGUGCUCGCAACGAAGUCUUUGCUGCUCGCCCUGCGCCCAUCCACAUGUCUUUCAUGGGCUUUGCCGGAACUCUUGGUGCAGAGUGGUGUGACUAUAUCCUUGCUGAUCAGAUCUCGAUUCCCCCAGAGACUUUGAGUCCGGCUCGUCGCACUACACGCAUUGAGGAUCGUAUUCUUGAAGAGGACAAUGGCGAAGAUCUGGAAAACUGGGUUUAUGGGGAGAAAAUUGUCUUUACUCGUGACACAUUCUUCUGCUGCGAUCAUCGACAGAGUGCUCCCGAUGCUGGGGAGAGACAGCUCUCUUGGGAUGAGGAACAAGCGCGACGCUGGAGGAUGCGCAAAGAAUUGUUUCCUAAGCUUAAAGAUGAUACUAUCAUUCUUGGGAACUUCAAUCAGCUGUACAAGAUUGAACCAACCACAUUCCGAACCUGGUUGCGUAUUUUAGCAUGUAUUCCCAAUGCAGUUCUCUGGCUGCUUCGUUUCCCCGAAACCGGCGAACAAAAUCUACGAGACAUCGCCAAAGCAUGGGCUGGCGAAAAGACAGCGGCACGAAUUAUUUUCACCGACGUGGCACCGAAGAACACACACAUUGCACGAGCGAAAGUUCUGGACCUGUUCCUCGAUACCCCCGAGUGUAAUGCACAUACCACGGCCACAGAUGUUCUAUGGAGCGGUACUCCGUUGCUCACCUUGCCACGCUACAAGUAUAAGAUGUGCUCGCGAAUGGCGAGUAGUAUCCUCUCGAGCGCACUUCCAAAUAACGAAGCGGGCCAACGUGCUCGGGAGGAAUUGAUCGCCUCCUCGGAUGAGGAUUACGAGACCAAGGCCAUUCGGCUCUGCAUGGAUCUACAGUAUGUACCUGGUGGUGGAGGACGAGCCACGGGACGACUGGCGGAUAUGCGACAGAUGCUGUUUUUGCAGCGAUACACGAAUAAGCUCUUUGACACGGCGCGCUGGGUGCGUGACCUUGAAGACGCCUACGAAGCUGUGUGGGCGCAAUGGGUGAAUGGCGAAGAAGGCGAUAUCUGGUUAUGA
Messenger RNA from Penicillium malachiteum, 4932 nucleotides. RefSeq lists its product as uncharacterized. The transcript has 3 exons. Bases 1 to 4932 code for a protein of 1643 amino acids. Gene Ontology annotation, molecular function: protein binding; glycosyltransferase activity. Gene Ontology annotation, biological process: protein O-linked glycosylation. The record is from RefSeq and is a predicted model, not a curated record. Lineage: Eukaryota; Fungi; Ascomycota; Eurotiomycetes; Eurotiales; Aspergillaceae.